UAAACAAAACUAAAACAUGGUCUUCUUUCCUACUUAAUUGGAUCUUCAUUUGUCCCAAAGCACUUGAGCAUCUCCAUGUCUGCAGAACAAACAAAUGCUGCACAGUCCAGAUAAGGCCUGGGCCAACUUGCUGUACAAUACUAAUGUGCAAAACAAAGACGAAGACCAAGACCAAGAACACAGCCAGCUAUGAAUGCUAGCUGCUAUACUUUACUUGCUCCUUCCCCAACGCAUCCUUCCAAUUCCAUUGCCGGGCCUCAAAUUCCCAAUCCAGGGAUUGCGAAGACCAUCUGAGGCAAGAAAAGCUACUGCUCCGACGAUCACCGCGGCGAGAAGCUUAAGGCAACCAUGUGUGGCUGCGGCGGGAGGGUCUGCUGCGACUGCGAGGACUUCACGGACUGCCUCAUCCUCCUCGGCGUCGUGGCCGCCCUCGUCGUCGUCGCCGGCGUGGUCAUCGUCGCCGUCAUCUUCGGCGGGCCCCUCCGCCAUGUGCGGAUCACCGUGGAGGACGCGUCCCUGACCCGCUUCGCGCUGGUGAACGCGACGACGACGACGGCGCUGGCGUACAACCUGACGGUGGCGCUGGCCGUCCGCAACCCCAACUGGGCCAUCGCCAUCAAGCACAACAAGCCGCUGGAGGCGGCGUACAGCUUCGACGGGCAGCAGUUCGAGCGCGUGCAGGUCGCCGACGCGGGCGACAAGCUGGGCGCCCGGAAGACGGUGGUGUACCACCUCGCCUCGGGCUCGGAGGGCCGGCCGGUGGGGCUGGGCAACGCCGGCGAGGCCGAGUUCAGGAAGGAGAACGCGACGGGGGUGUUCGAGCUGGAGCUGGCCGUCACCGGCAAGUUCAAGUACACGCUGCGCAAGACCAAGUGCAAGAUCGAGGCCACCUGCCCGCUCAAGCUGCAGCUCCCGGCGCCGGGGGCGACGGCCGUCGUCGUGUUCCAGAAGGUCGACUGCGAGCUCGCCAAGUCGGAUGACAAGUACUGCUAGUCUAGACUGGCUUGAUUUGGAUGGAUGGAGCUCAUGUAUGUUGUUUUCUACACUGCCAUUGUUGGUGCUGGUUGCGAUUGAAUUGCUCUGAAUUCAUUCUUUUGCUUGCGAGAUGUAUGAACAAGAUUUGCUUAGCUUCCUUGAAAUUUGAACAAUCGAGCUUUCUUUUGCAUCGGAUCUUCAUUCGUAU
Panicum virgatum (switchgrass) is the source of this 1183-nucleotide messenger RNA. RefSeq lists its product as uncharacterized. Lineage: Eukaryota; Viridiplantae; Streptophyta; Magnoliopsida; Poales; Poaceae. Bases 349 to 993 code for a protein of 214 amino acids. The record is from RefSeq and is a predicted model, not a curated record. The transcript has a single exon. Gene Ontology annotation, biological process: defense response to other organism.